AGUGGAGUUCGAACGAUAUGUGGAUCUGCGCUUCAACAAAAUUCGAAAGUUAGUAUGUGAGUAUCUUCAUAUUCAUUAUUCUGUACUUAAAAGAUAAGAAGAUUUUCGCAAUUCCUCUAUUUUCAGUUAUCCCAGGGAGGUGCAUGUGGUCUCAGGGAAUCCGGGUUUAGCCAACCAACCUUGUUCCCAGGGUUCUCUCCUACCCGCCCUCUCUCGCUCUGUAGGGCGGGUUGGAGAGAACCCUGGGAACGAGGUUUUUAGCCAACAGGUUUUAGGAAAUCACAUUUAUCUGUCCCUUCUGCGUGUGUUUAAGUAGCCUGCCCUGCAUGGCAGGCGUUGAAAGGGGAAAUGGAAGGGGCAAUUUGGGCGCAAGAGAGUGCAUAGGGCGCUUUCCUUUCUCCCUCGUGCGCCCAAAUUGUCCCCUUCCCCUUCCCCUUUUAACGCCUGCCACGCAGGCUAGUGUUUGAGCCAAUGUGAUUAUUAUUGAGCUGCCUGUGGCAUCCCAAUAAUUAUUAUAAAAUGACCUUUUUCCAGUAAAAAAAGGGCAGUGGAAACAUCCAGAAGGCAUCGUCUUAUCCCUCCUAUGGGUCAUUUGACUUUUGACAGGACGGGAUGGGUCAUUUUUCAGAUGAAAGAUUUAACAGACUUGGAAUGAAAACAACAUUCAUGUGGAGUUAUUUCUCUAUUAAUUACACCUGUCUUCUCAUUGGCUAAGAGCCUGCAGUUAAUUUUUUAAAAACAGUGCAACCUACAGGUUAACUAUCUGCUAGCUGUCAACUGACUAAUCUGAGGGGGACAUUGGGGGGGUCUGAACACCGCAAAAAUUUUGCCGAUCUCUGCAUCACCGCAAGAAAAGUCGGUGGAUCACCGUCACCACAAUAUCUAUUUUAUCUAAAAAUAGGUCAAAUAGUGAUCCAAACAGCGUCUUAAAGGUCCCAGAAGAUCGAACGACCUUGGAGUGGGUUUAGACAGAUAUCAGAUUGACCUCCGUACGACCUUAUACAGUUAAGACUAGCUACGAUAUUCAGAUACAGAGACAAUGCAUGUUACUUACCAAAUGCAUUCUAAAUGAGUCAGUCUCUUUUCCUCCUUGUUUAUGGAGCAUCGAAAUUUGUUUUUCCACCUAUAGUCUUCUCCACCUUUGCCCUCAGAAAAAAAAAAGCUACGCAAUGAACUCGCAUUCAGGAUCGACAGGAUCAGCUGCGUCAGUCGCAAGGUUUUUGCUCAUCUUGCCUGACGGACUUACAUGUGGCGAACGAAAAAAGGUCACGUUGCUUAUCAAGUUACUUAAUAUAAAUGAAAAACAGGCUUAUGAUUGGUGACGGGCAGCGUAUUUAAUAUUAACUAGAGAGUAUUAGAGGACCCUUAGAGUGUAUUUUAUUUCAAAUCAAACAUGAUGGAGGCUAAAUUUAGAACUGACAAGCUUCAAAAUGGAAACUGCGACACCGCAGAUAACUUCAUUUCACCGAACACCGCAGACUUUAAGACGCAAACAUCUCACACAGUGAGGUUUAAGAACACCGCAACACCGCAAGCUGAGAUUUUAUUCACCGCAACACCGCAUGAAAAAAUGCGCAACACCGCAAAUCCCCAAUGUCCCCCUCUAAUCUGUAGGUUGUAUGCAAAAUGCAUGAUUUCCAAGAGCCAUGUCAAAGAAAUGUUCUGCAUGGCUGUUUCUUUGAUGUUAUUGAACUUCAAAACAGUGUAUAGUAAAACGCAAUGUGACAAUCCACAGACAGGGAAUUCAUCAUUGGCUGGUUUUCAACAAGUGUUUGAAGGAAACACUGCUUGAAAGCACAAAGAAUGGCUGUCAAAGAGUCUACAAAGUACUGAGAGAACCUACGAAAGUUUCCUCUCAGUUCUAUGAGUCCUUGCUCAAGGCCACUUCUUGCUUGUCUUCUGCCUACUGGACUCUUGUCUAUCUGACAAGUAAGCUUUCAAACUGACUUGCCCAGCAAGAAAAUCUAUUAUUUUGUGGACUACUGUACAGCACUUUUUUCGAGCCCUGUUAUAGUUGUUAAGGUUCUCAAGGUGACAACUUCAAAGCAAAGCAUUUGUCAUUGCCUUAUUUCAAACUGGUAGGGACUAGGUAUGAGUCUGUGUAUUAUGGGAUACCUAAAGGUCUGAUUUUCGGGGGGGGUCUGAGUUCUAAGUUUUCAAGGUCUGAGUUUUUCUGACAUUCCAAUCUUAUGUGGUCAUCUUACAUUGUGUUUUUUACCAUAACUGAGCAGUUUCUUGCACACUGAUUGGUCAAGAGCUAUGGUCGAUAAGAGUACAGACCGUGAAAAUGAAGUGAAGGUUAUGGGCAAUUUGUUUUUUUCUUUCUCCCACUUAUGAUUUUCCAAGAAACUUGAACGGCAAUGGACGUCAAAAUCGCCAAUGUUAUUGUAAAUAACAAAUCAACACCAAUUUUCCAUGGUUUGUUCUUUUAUUGACCAUAAAAAUGACGUCAAAAUGUUCAAAAUUUGCAGUGAAAACACUUGGCUGCGGCUCGUGGUUCCACUUGAGUUUGCACAUUUUGACAUGAUUUCCAUGUUCGAAAAGAGUACAGACCAUGGGAAAAUGUUAAAUGUCCUACUAUUAUUUUCAGUGUCCAAGCUGUGACUAAAAGCUUCUCCUCACAAACGUCAAGAAAUUUUCAAAAAAGGUUCCCACCUAUCCUGGCUUGUAACUCCAUAGCAGUGACGGUCAUAGACAACCUAAUUUCACCAGGCGAACUGGAGGAGGGUUCUGAAAGUGAAGAUGAAGCUACGAGUGGGAGAAAACGUAUAAGGUUACGACACCUGUGGGAUGAUGAUCCGUAGCAGUUUUUUUGUUACUGCACCAAGCAAGAAAAUUCUUUAGUCAUCUGGAAUGCUGACUGAAACAUAACUUUCUAAAUUUUAAUUUUAAUGUGAUCAGGAAGUAAAAUAAAUAUUAACACUGAUCUUUUGAACAAAUUAGUGAGGAAAAAAACAGAGAGAACUACAAUAUUGUAGGAUAUUUGGGUUGAGAACAAAACGUGGACCACCAUAUAAUGAACUUGGUCCAGGUUCUCCAUACUUUUGUCACCUCCAAAACAUAGGUUACUGUCAAUGAUACAAUAGUACUAGGCACUAACCCAGUCAUUCC
Molecule: messenger RNA, 3111 nt
Organism: Porites lobata
Lineage: Eukaryota; Metazoa; Cnidaria; Anthozoa; Scleractinia; Poritidae
Source: the annotation of a GenBank genome assembly